UUAUGAAAUCAUGCAUCAUCUUUCCUUGUUUCUGUAAGAAGAAUAAAUUUGGUUUUUGGGUUUUGUAGAGAUAAGAUGAUGGUGAUGAUGAUGGAGAUGGUGAGAAGUACUAGAGGAGGGUAUUACUGGAAGAGUUGGUUUAUUUGUGGAGUGGUGGGUGUGGUUGUGAUGUUGGGAUCAGUGGUUUGGUUGGUAAAUUCUUCUCUUCACUCCCACCAGCUUCAUCUUCAAACUCGAAGGAUUGUUGUGGAUACAGAUGUUGAUACUGAUGAUGUCUUUGCUAUUUUCUAUCUUCUCAAGCAACCCACCUCUCUCUUUCAUCUUCAGGCAAUAACAAUAAAUGGGAAUGGAUGGAGUGAAGCGGGGCAUGCGGUGAACCACGUGUACGACAUGUUGUUCAUGAUGGGCCGAGACGACAUCCCGGUUGGUGUCGGCGGAGAAGGCGGCAUUUCCCCAAAUGAUACCGUUUCUAUUUCCCCUCAUGUUGACGUCGGUGGCUUUCUACCACUUAUUGACCAGGGCAUGUCAACGGCUGGGCACUGCAGAUACAGGCAAGCGAUUCCAGUGGGAGAGAAGGGACGUCUCUAUGCCAAUACCAAUUUUGGUUUACGUAAAGCCUUUCUGCCUCAGGGUAAUAGGAGAUACACUCCUGUGAAGCAGCCAACUGCACAGCAAGUAUUGAAAGAUGCAAUAUCUGCAGGGCCUACUACAGUUUUUCUAAUGGGAACUCACACAAACUUGGCCAUAUUUCUUAUGACAAAUCCUCACUUGAAGAAAAAUAUAAAGCAUAUCUAUGCCAUGGGUGGUGCUAUUAGAGAAAUUUGCUCUGAUAAAUCUCAUGGGAAGACAUGCAACAAUAUUGGAAACUUGUGGCCUCCAAAUACAAACCCAUAUGCUGAGUUCAAUAUAUUUGGAGACCCCUUUGCUGCCUAUACAGUACUACAUUCUGGAAUUCCUGUUACACUCGUUCCUCUGGAUGCAACAAGUACCAUUCCUGUGGAUAAGAAUGUAUUUUUGGCAUUUGAACAGAGACAUAACACUUAUGAGGCUCAAUAUUGUUUCCAGUCCUUGAAAAUGGCUCGCGAUACUUGGGCUAACAACGGAUUUUUUGAAAUUUAUUCGAUGUGGGAUUCUUUUAUGGUUGGUGUAUCUUUGUCUCAAAUGCAUAAUUUGGAUAAAGGGGGUGGAAGUAAUGCAUAUUCCAAGAUGGAAUACAUAAAUAUCACUAUUGUUACAUCGAAUGAACCUUAUGGGAUCUCGGAUGGAUCAAAUCCACUUGUCGACGGGCAUUUAGUCCCAAAAUUUGGUGUCCAAAAGAAUGGGGUGCACAGUGGUCAUGUUCAGACGGGAAUGCUGGAUCCAUUCUGCCUUAUUGCAACUGGAAAAGGAAAGUGUCAGGAUGGUUACACAAAGGAGGCAGAGGGUUCUGAAUCAGUUCAAGUUCUUGUUGCUGUGGAAGCUAAAUCAACUUUUGACACCAACAGCUCAAUUGAUAAAGCAUUUUAUAUAAGCUUCCUGGAUGUUCUUAAUAGUCCGCAACAGACGGGGAGGUUUGAUUUUAGAGCUCAGUUUCCUAACUACAAGGAAGUACUAUAUAGACCAAAAUUUGGAAAGAAAUUACUAGGAAAGCCAGUUGUUUUUGACAUGGAUAUGAGCACUGGAGAUUUUGUCACUCUUCUCUAUCUCUUGAAGACACCAGUUGAAAUCAUCGACCUAAAGGGAAUAAUAAUUAGCCCAAACGGAUGGGCAACGGCUGCAACAAUAGACGUUGUAUAUGAUGUAUUACACAUGAUGGGACGUGACGACAUUCCAGUUGGUCUUGGAGAUAUAUUCGCCAUUGGAGAAGCACAUCCAUCAUUUCCUCCUAUUGGAGACUGCAAGUAUAUCAAGGCAAUUCCUCAUGGUAGUGGUGGCUUCUUGGACUCAGAUACACUUUACGGACUCGCUCGGGACUUGCCUCGUAGUCCUAGAAGAUAUACGGCUGAAAAUUCAGUCAAGUUUGGAGCAGUUAGAGAUACUGAUCACCCUGAACUCAGACAAAUGUCUGCACUUGAAGUUUGGAAAGCUAUUGUUCGAUCUCUAGAUUCGGGGGAGAAGAUUACGGUUUUAACAAACGGACCCUUGACGAAUCUCGCUCAAAUUGUUCGUACUAAAGCCAUAAUCUCAAGGAUUCAGGAAGUAUAUAUUACUGGAGGACAUAUAACCUUUGGUGGUGACAAGGGAAAUGUGUUCACUAUACCUUCAAAUGUAUAUGCAGAAUUCAACUUUUUUCUUGACCCCACGGCUGCAGAAUUGGUUUUAGGCUCGGGAUUGAACAUUACACUCAUCCCAUUGAACGUACAACGGAGAGUAAGUUCUUUUCACAAGAUCCUCAAAAGGUUGAAGCUCAGAAACAAAACUCCCGAAGCACGGUUUUCUCAACGUCUAUUCUCGAGACUAUAUCACCUGAAGCAGCACCAUCAUCAGUACCAUCAUGUGGACAUGUUUUUAGGAGAAGUCCUUGGGGCAGUGAGCUUAGCUGGGAAACAUGUGAAUCUGAAGAAAGAAUUUAGCUUCAAGCCUCUCAAGGUAGUCACAAAUGGAGGUGAAUCAAAAGUAGGGCAAACAAUUAUAGAUGAGAAGAAAGGGAAGUGGGUGAGGGUUUUGGAGAGUGUUGAACCACUAGCAUUUUAUGAAGUUCUUGCAAGUGCUUUGGGUGAUGAAAAGCAAUCUGCUGUUGUAGGAAGCUUUGAGGAACAGAAGAGGAUGUGGAGUGCCUGAGCCUCGGAAAAUUAUUCGAUGUGGCUACCCCUCUAAAUCUUGAAUGUUUGGUUGAACCACAAUUUUUAGUCUCUCUUUUGCAUUUGACGGUGUAAAACUGCAAGCUACAUUGUUUCAAAAUUCUAUGUUGUAGGAGAUGUGUUCAAUAAUUUAAAAAUGAAACUCAAUAUGAUAAAAGAGCUA
Momordica charantia (bitter melon) is the source of this 2943-nucleotide messenger RNA. RefSeq names its product nucleoside hydrolase 3. The record is from RefSeq and is a predicted model, not a curated record. Lineage: Eukaryota; Viridiplantae; Streptophyta; Magnoliopsida; Cucurbitales; Cucurbitaceae. Gene Ontology annotation, molecular function: hydrolase activity, hydrolyzing N-glycosyl compounds.